This is a messenger RNA of Porites lobata, 10834 nucleotides long. NCBI's taxonomy places the organism in Eukaryota, Metazoa, Cnidaria, Anthozoa, Scleractinia, Poritidae. The record is from the annotation of a GenBank genome assembly.
GGACUAUUACGUGACAUCCUACAAUUCUAAGAAACUAGAGACAAUCGUACCUGGGUCGUUUCAACGGAACCCUUUCAACGCAGCUUAGACGAACUUAAAGCCGUUGAACCGUAAUUCAUCUACGUGCUGUAGGGCAAUGCUCUCAGUUAUAGUAUUUCUGUUGUGGAUAAGGCCAGUAAUUCUAAAGGAAGGUAAACUUAUUUCCUCUUAUGUUACGCCCGAUUUUCACGCCGGCCAGACUUUUUACUAAGAGCGAACGUGAUCAACGUACAAGCAAGGUUUCGCUGUCCUUUUCAAUUUGAAACGGCUCAGCCCUUUUUCGUCUCCUUCUGCCUGGCUCAGCCGAGAAUUUUAACUUUAACAAGGCUUCAAUUUGAAAUACUCCAGUGCUGAGCCUACCGAAUCAGUUAAAUUAAGUAACUUAAUAAUCUGAAUUUUUUACAUUUAGUCGACUGUAAAAGGUUAGGCGUCAGAAACGGACCAAAUACAUAACCACUGACCAUUGAUACAAGCGAAUUCUCUUGUUGCUAUUUAAUACCAAGGCAAGCUCAAUCCAAUAUAUCGAUACACGUUCAAACACCUCUUUUGCCAAUGUGACUCUCAUAACGCCAGUGUGAAGGCUGCUCUUUGCCCCUCUCAGUCCAAACAGCAUAAAUUCUUGUUAGGAUUGUCCAGUACUCGUUUCUAAAUGUAUAAAACCUCCAUUGUUCAGCUGCCACGGGGACAUCUGGAGCGACCGUCAAGUUUGCCAAGAAAAGAAAACAAAGACGCGGCCAGAGUGUUUUUUCCGUAGCAUUGCGUUACAAUACUGCUUUAAAAAGCGGCCGACCGACCAGUGAAGCAUGAAAGGUCAUUGACGUGAAGCAGGCUUCAUAUUUACCAAAGAGCAGUCCACGUCGCCGGAACGAGAACUAAAUGAUAACAUCCCAUCUCAUUCGAGGGAUUUCCACCGACAGUAUCAAUUGUCCAUGCCUUUGUGUGUCUGUUUGUUCUUUAGGGAGUUUUUGGCAGGUUACGGACUUUCACUAUGACAAGACCUACCUGAAGCCCACAGACCCGAACAAGAUCUGCAAUUCCCAGACUCCGAACACCGUAAAGCCCAGUAGAGCGGGAAGAUGGGGGAACUAUUUGUGUGAUUCUCCAUGGAGGCUUAUUAACUCUACAGUGUUCGCCAUGAGGGAUAUCGAGCCCAAUCCUGACUUUAUUAUUUGGACUGGGUAAGAUUUCAUUCCGUUGUCCCCCCCUCAAAAAAAAGAAAGAAAAAGAAAAGAAAAAGGAAGCCUUGCACUUUAUUCCAGAUUUGCGCAAGGUUACAGAACCGUCAACAUUUUCUUCAAAAGUGGCCUGCACUUGUGGAGUAAGGCACAGCAAGAGAGAAUUAGCACAGUAGUUCAGUGUAGUGUGUCUGUCAGCGAUAGGCCUUUAAAUCUUGGCCAUGCCAUCUUGCCAUUUCGUUCCAAAAAUAAUUGUCUCCAUGGGGUACGUAUGGAUAGGGUAACUCUGUCUGUGGGGUGUAGCAAUACUCAUGGGUGCUUCUUGUUAGCUAGAGAAAUUAGUGAGACCUCCGGCUACUUGUACGAGAGAAGAGAAGUCUGAAGGAGUUAAGGAAAAGAUAACAGGGUACAUAGCGAAGGUGGUUAGACAAGUCCCUUUUUUUAAUCCAAGCAUUUCAAACUCUUAUACAGCACAAGGACUUCGUACUUCGAGAGGUAAAGAUGUGGUUAAGUUCUGCGGACUAUGCCCAGUCCUUGUGUCAAGUUGUGUGGCGUUUUCCAAAGGCCUUCACAGUUACUUAUGCAUUUCAGAAAGUUUUUCGGUCACUGUUCGCUAGGACUAUGUACUCCGAAAUGAAAAAGUAGCGCGGAAUAAUGACGGUCUAGGUUGUAGGUACCUUCUGAACAUUUAUACCAUUCUGUUACAGGGAUGACAUGCCUCAUGUGGCAAACAGUGAACUAAGCACCGAAGAAGUGAUAGAAACAGUCCAGAACUUAACAGACUUGUUGUUCACUGUUUUUCCAAAGACGACGGUUUACCCCGCCUUGGGUAACCAUGACUACCACCCUAAACACUUGAUGCCACCAACACCGAAUGACAUUUACACGGCUGUGGGAAAACUGUGGAGUCGGUGGCUUCCUCUGGACGCAGUUAAUACUUUUGAAAGAGGUGCAUUUUGUUUUAAAAAAAGUAGUUAUUAUUUGAUCAGUUCAUUAUCAUGUUCGAUAUUUCAUAUUCUCAUAGCCCCCAACUCAAGCAACAAAUGGACUGAGAAGAAAGUUAUUUCAUUUAUGGACCGAGCUGUAAGCAGUUGCUGUGGCUACUCUCUGGAGUCGUAAUAUUGAUUAUUUCUAUUGUGAUUUCAGGCGGAUAUUACACAGUUCUUAUUAAAUUUGGCCUACGCCUUGUCAGUCUGAAUACUGUCUACUACUACACAAAUAACAGACUUACUCAAAAUUUGGAAGAUCCCGCGGGUCAGUUUGUGUGGUUAGAUGCCGUGCUGACAAAUGCUUCAGUGGCCAAAGAAAAGGUACCGUUUAUUCACUGAGUAACGAAGCUGUGUGGGUUCUUUCUAGUGUUUCGGGUCCUGGGGCGGGCAGGGAAAUGGGGAAAUGGCCAGUAGAGGACUUUUAUAUCACAUUGGAAAUCUAUUCACUCGCCUUGUGUCGGAAAACCCUAUUGGAAAAUUUGGCAAGAAUAUUUUGUCUGGGAACUAAUAUCAACCAUUCCACUGCGUUUUUCACCACAAUAUCAAACAGCUCAAAAUUCGUCAUUACAUAAUCAACAGAGUAGCGCCGAGCCUUCCUACGUUAGUUUAGUGUGCCUGCCAUUGCUUCCCAGGUUUUCAUUAUAGGUCAUGUUCCACCUGGAGUCUUCGAGAGAGCACCCGGGAAAAAAUGGUUUUACCCGCAGUUCAACAAGAAAUACAUCGAUGUCAUUCUAAAACACGCCGACGUUAUCACCGGUCAUUUCCUAGCUCAUCAACACUGUGACAGCUUUAAAGUUUUCUACGAAAAAGGUAUCAGUGAAUCUUCUUUUGUAAGACGUAAAUACUUCCAAAGGCGUUUUUUGGAUAACGGAAGUCAUGUAGUAGCCUAAAAUUUUCAUAGGAUAGAAGCUUACAACAACAUUAUUCAAGCUCGGCAACAAGCAGUCCAAUACAAUAGUGGACAAACCCUUGGCCUAGCAGCUCUCCCUUCUCAACCCUACUAUACAAUAUUGGAAUACAGGAAAAUUGUGUGGAUACAUGUGUUCAACGUAGUGUGUGGGGUGAGGAAAAAAGCUGGGCAUGUACAGUUUAGAAGCGCCACAAAUACAAAUUUGUUCCAAGAUUUUUGUCCAUGAUUUUAUGAAAUUAAACAAGGUUUAGUUUGACAUAAAAGCUGCGGCGCUUUCUGCACCAAUUCCUUUAUUAGGACAUUUAUUAUUCGACUGUUUUCUUCGAGAACAGAAAGACUAUCAUUCAGAGACAAAAAUAAAUUUGUCCGGUUAAAGUCAUAAAAGUGAAUACAUCUUUUACGUUUUUCCAUCGCUUUCUCGAGAUUGACCGUGAUGCUGUGUAAAUUGUGUUCUGAGAUUGCCGACAGAUUUGAAUCACGGAGAUGGACGAAACUGAUUAAAUUUCCCUGGCUCAAAACUGUUUCCUUUGUGUGCGACAUUUUAUCAUGAUGUUAGGUCUGGAUCUACUUGCGGGGCAAAUAUUAACAAGAACGAAACUGAGCCUAAAACAACACAGAUCAGUUCCUUGGCAGCCAUUAUACUUGGAACUGGACGCGUUCUAUUGACCGUUUCUGAAAUAACAGAGAGUAUAGCAUUAAUUGUAAAAAACCUUGUUUGGGUGUUUGUUGCAUCGUCAUAAUUUCUCCCUUCGUCUUCAUAACGCUACACGCAAUGAAUGUUACGUUUUUAUUCAAAAUGAAAAUAAAAUUUGAACCCCCUUUUAAAUUUUGUUCGUCAAACCAUUGCCUUUCUCAUUAAAAUUUCUCCACAUGGUUUCGCGUCAGUUUAGUUCUUUAGAAGUAAUUUUUGUCCAAUUCGCUUUAAAGUAAGUUGUCAGUUAAAUUCAUGUCAAUAGCUAAAUUGAAAACCGUUAAUUCACUCUAACAAACGAUAGUUAUAAACUCCAUUGUAAGGACAACGAUCAAACGUUUGCUAAAGCAAUUUGUUUAUUUUUUUUCAGUAAUUAAAUCCGGAGUUAUUAAGGUAUAGGUGUGUGUAGGAAACCGUUUUGGUCCCUUGGUAAGGAAAAACUGGCACUUUUUUCUUUGCGUAGGAACAAGGAAUUUCUUUGUGUUUGUUUUAUAAGGUGGCUGCAAGCUUGUCAUUUCUGCGCCCCGGUUAUUUUGCUAUUUCAAAGGUCGCUUACUGUGUUUCAUUUCGGUUGUUCCCUCAAACUACAGUAUUAAAUUGAUCCGUAAAACAACCAAAAAAAUAAUGAAAAUACCUUUCUGACUAAAGGGUAUAUCAGUAAUAACGGACCCCAUCAGUUUCUUUAAAAUUGGGACCGGCGAUGAGAAAAACUACCCUGCACUUACUUUUGCCGAGAAUGGAUCGUUAAAAGUAAGAGAAAACAUUCACAUAUGCGCUGCCGAAGCAACUCAACUUGAACGGUCUCUCAUUUAUUUUCUACAAUUUCUUUUAAGUUAGUCUCUCAGAGAAAAUGUUCCAUCCAUCAAUACUAGCUAAAAUAUAUAUGUUGAUGUAUGAAGUCCUUUCACGUUAGUAAAACCGUGAAUUUGAAAACAAUGUCAGUAGAUUACACUGACGUUUGACAGAAUUCGUGCGGAAGCGACAAAGUAGACUAGUAAUUGGAGUCCUGACAGUGCCAUUGUUGUCUGCAUCGUGUUAGUAACAGGUGGAAAUCAGACCCUCCAAUCAAAUCGUCUUUUGAGUAAAACAUCGAAGAAGAACCGAAGAGAAUGUAGUUUGCAAGGCAAUACAUAAUUUCUUAAAGAUUUCUCUCAAAUAUUUAAAAUACUUUUUACCCAUUCGUAAUGAACCAGACAUUUGUUGGUUUGUGAAGUGUGGAAAAGUGUUGAAAGCCAACUUUGCCACAAAAGGAACUGAUCACAAGCUUUUAUUUCAAUGUACGCCAUCAAGUAGGCUAUUUUACAUAUCUGUCAGUGAUAACGCUGAGACAUUAACCUCGAAUAUCACCAUUUUUUUUACGAAGAAGAGCUUAGACUGAAUAAUCAGGGAAUAAAGAGCUUAGCAAAUAUCCUGACACUAAAAAUGAAAACUGUAUCACUAGUAAUGAUAUGAUGUUGAAGGUUCAUGAAAAAUAUGGGUUCGAAGAAAGUAAAAUGGCUAAAAGUUUGGGUUCUUUGAGAUCCUGACGAGUACGGAGCACAAUCUUCAUCACAAACAAGUAUUCUAAAUGGUAACUGUAGGUUAUCACUCGUCCAUGAUUUUCAAAAUCAUCAUCUGAGGAAUAUUUGAUUACUGCAAAAAAGACAAAUCACUUUUAAAGAAAGCCUGUAAAUCAGUCACUGGAGCCUGACUUCUUGUUCAACGCUCUUUACGCUUCAACAUGAUUUCCAGCUUGUACAACACGGUUAGAAAGCAUUAGAUAUGACGGAAAAUAACAGAAGAACCUGAAACAAAUCAGUAAAUACUUGCAUCUCAAAUGCACUAAUGGUGAUUACAUGGUCCUUUAUUUUAAUGUAAAAUAGUCGAAAAGGAUUAUGUUUGCAACUCAUGUGGGGCAAAGUGUGCAGGUGUAUGAGAUAAUGUGUGCAAACAGAUCAAGUCAGUCACUAAUUUGAUAAACGCAGUAGCUGCAGCCCACGAGUCUUUGCCAAUCACCUAACUGCUCUUCACUAUCAGACGUCUUACCCUACUAAUGACGCAUUUACCUCUUCUCAUCCGUUUCCUGGAUGGGAAGCAUUGAAUUGUGGAACACAAAGUGAUCCGACUCAAUGCUCUUUUUUAGGAGAGCACAAAGAAGCUUUUAAUUACAUUUAGGAAAGUUAUUCCAUAACAGUCGCCCAUUUCCCCAACAAUAUGGCGGCAAAAAAACUUUGACGUUUUCGGAAGUAAAGUGUGACGACGAGGAGAAAAAUAAGCUUCAAAUUAAGUUUAAAGUUCUAUAUGUAUUGUUCUGAAUGAUAAGACUUUCACUCAGCGCCUAAUAUAGUCAAACAAUUUUGCAAGAUCACACCAAACAUUUUCGCUGUCAUUUCAUCAUGAACAACAUCGACCCUGGCGACGCCAGCGUAGAUGUUCUCGCUGUGUUACAAGAGCAGCUUGAAGCCAGAAGCAAAGUGACGAUUGCGAUCGAAAGUACAGUCAUAAUAGCCAUCGAUAUUGCCGCUCUUCUGGGAAAUUCACUUCUUUGCUUAAUCGUCUCUCGCAACUCCAGACUUCACAAUUCCACAACCAUGCUGAUCGUCGCGCUUGCCAUCACAGACCUAUUAACAGCAACAACAGUAAUGCCAUUAACAAUCGACGCCGUCAUUAACAGCAAGAGGCGCUUCAGUGACACCAUCUGCAAAGCGCACGCUUUUGCAAUGGCCGUACUUGCCCAAGUAUCCAUCUAUCUGAUGGCCUUAACAGCCUUCAAUAGGUAUGUGUGCAUCAAAAGGCGAAACCUUUACAGGCAGAUUUUCACCAAAAAGCGCACUUUGCUCAUCAUCGUCACAGUGUGGGUUAUUGCGCUGCUGAUCAAUGUUCUUCCCAACGCCCUGUCUUUGGAUGACUUUUUCUUUUGCCCAGGGUACCUGCUAUGUUGGAGGCGAAUGAUGGAACCCGCAGCUAUCUACACUUUCAACGCCUGGCUUUAUGGCUCCUUUAUCAUCUCGUACGUGGUGAUCGUUGUCUGCUACUGGAAGGUGUUCCGAGCCGUGGAGGAGCACAAUGCUGCCGUUGCACCAAAUCUGAAUCAAGGCAACCGUAACAGUCAGGAGGGCAGCCGCACUGAAGAGGUGUCCGUAGCCAGGGCAGUGGCAACCAUCGUGCUUUCAUUCACUUUGUGCUGGAUCCCAGCAGAAGUGAUGGACACCAUGGAUAAAAUCAACCCUCUUCUUCUUCCCAGACAGGUGGGUACCUUUACAUUUUUUGCCGAUUUAAACAAAAUUACUGUAGUUAUGAAUCAACUCAGUCGCGCAUGUGUUAAGGAGUUCAACUGGGAACCUCAACUAAAUAAAAUGAAUAAAUAAAUGAUAUAUAAGGCUAGUUGUUACUUUCAUUUCUCAUUCAUUUUUCAUUUCAGGUUUUCCUGGUUGCCACUUGUCUGUGGUACACGAGCAGUGCGAUUAACCCAAUCAUAUAUGGUGUCAUGAAUAGUACCUUUAGAGCUGAGUACAAGAAGGUGUUUUCCAUCAUCACCAACUCUUCCUCUGUGAGAGUGUCGCCUCCUAACAGUGCACUGGGUCCAAAUGGUCAAGGGAUGAACAAUUACGAAAAUACCACUUAAAAAGCCUGAAGAUGCUUUGGUUGCCAGAGGCUUAAUUACAGGGAAGGGGCUUUGCAUAUGUUUACUGAUUAACAUUAACGUUGACGACGCUUUCUGUUCUGAGGGUUGCAGUUAAAAUAUACUAAUUACAGACAACGAGAAAGCAUUAAGUGUUUGCUCGUGACUAAGAUACAAAUUUGAUCGCGACUGUAUAAAGGUUAUUAAAAGUCAAUAGGUCAAAAAGCUUUAAGGAAGGUGCCAGAACCGGCUUUUAACGUUUACUAUGAUCUUUUAAACUCGACAUGAAAUAGUGUUUUGGCCCUUUUAGCUAUCAGUUAUCGAAAUGGUAGGGGUAUCCUGCUGAUAUGCAUGUAACCUAAAAUUAACCAAAUGAAUGGAAUUUUCAUUGUCCCAAAUAGAAACUAACACUGUAUCCCCUCCUGGCGAGGUAGCUAUGUUUAUUUCUGGUUAUUCCGCUGCUGUAAUAAGCAUUUUAAAAGAAAUGUCAAAUCUUGUGCAAACUUUUCACAAUUCCUGAUUUACCCUUUCUACAUAUUUUUUUGUAAAUACGCACUACCCUUCGUCGUUCGCCUGAUUUAUCCCACAAUCCUUUUCGAACGCCAUUGCUACGCAAGCUUAUGUAAGUACCUUGCAUCAUGUGCGCCAUAUUGUAAAACAAAACUCAUGUUUAUGGAAAACGACGUCCGAUACAAGUUUAGGGCAGAUAAAGACUUAUUAUAUAAAUACUAUGUGAUUUUUGUGUGUGACGAGUAGAAGGAAAACUUUUAAAGCGACACAAAUUGACGAUUGGCCUUUCCCAUACACAUGAUUCAGAAUGUACUUACUUAACUAUUAGAGUACCGGUACUCCAAUAAUUAUGUAACAGUCCACCGGCAUUGUUAUUCGUUUUGUUUUAUUUAAGUUUUUUAUUGGUUAAAAAAUUAUGAUCAAACAUAGCCGGCUCAUUCUCAUCUAAACUAACUGCAUGGAGUAUGUAACUAUGUAUUCUUAAUGAAAUGUGAUGUUUCUUAAACUUGUGUCAGUAAAAUAAAAACCAGUGAAACAGUCACAAAUGACGUUUUUCUAAUCGCUUGUCUGUUAUCUUUGAUCAUUUUUCCGCGUAUAAAAAAAACUGAUAAACGGCCGAGAAAGUUUUAAGUUUUCGGCGGGACGGAAAGAAGAAGCAAAUUACCCGAGGGGGAGGAGAGUAGAAUUACAACUGGCACGACGAAGGCGGAACAACUGUAGAGUGCAUGAAAAAGGACUUUUGGUGGCAGUUGGUGGCAGGGCAAACUGCGAAAAUAACAAAAGUCAUUAAAUUUAAAAACUUUUUAUGGCCAAAAAAGCGUUCAAGAAACUAAAAAUUUUCGUUGACAUUGACUCUAGGAAGGAACGCGGGCUCAGCUGUCAGUUUUCCCAAGAGACAUUGAAAACGAUGUUUAUGCAAAGUUUUUGUCUGCAAACAAGGUGUAUUAUGGUCCCUUUGAUUUAAAUCAGCUAUGUUCAUAUUUAGCUGCUUUGUUUAGUUUUCAGCCUCUAACUGGUCAACCCCAAAAAUUUCAACUAACGUUGUCGUUUAUAAAGGCCUCGAGCCAAUGUGACAGGUCCGCAAGAUCAUAGCUUCAAGUCCUUAACUACCAGAUUAUCAGCGCCACAGAACGGAAUGAAACGCCAUUAACAUUUAUCUCUGUGAUUUUAGAACAGAAGCGUUGCUUCACAGCUGAGUUUGGUAACUGUUUAUCUUGUGUUUCAAAACACAACUGCAGGCAAUUAAAUUGAUGUGAUGUGUUUUUAUACAUAGUUGUUCUUUGAAUUGUUCUGCAGGCGUUCCACGUAGCUCUAUAUUCUUGUGUCCAGCGGUAACUCCUUGGAAGACAGUGCUCCCGACCGUAGGCUACAACAAUCCUGGUAUUCGUCUCUACAAAUAUGAAAGAAGUACUUCACAAGUUCAGGUGAAACACAGGGGUCUUUCUUACUAGUAUGACUUAAGUUUUAUGCUUUUUUUCUCAGCGCUUCCUUUGAUGUUUCUGUAGAAAUGCAAUAUACAAAUAUGCAUAGCACGUGGAAUUUUGCCGGUGUAUACGAAAAGCACUUCAAUCCUCUCGUCCUGGGCAGGCUUAUGAUUGGAAAAAAAAGUAGAAAAAAUUAAACCCUGAGUUAAAAAUAACUCUUUGAGAUGCGUUUAUUUUCACGUAGACUUAAACAAAUGAGAGUUCUGCCCAAGAGUUAAAUGCUUCAUUAAAUGCUUUCAUUAAAGUGAGGAGCAGCUGCGGGUUAUAAAGGAAAACAGACUCAUUAAUUAUUUCAUGGUUUUUGUUGAACAGGAUGUUUGGCAAUACUUUACAAACCUGACGGAAGCCAACCUGAUGAACAAACCUGAAUGGCUGAUUGAAUACAAAGCGACUGAGGCGUUCAACAUUCCUGAUGUGAGCCCGCAGUCUCUUCACUCUUUGGUACAAAAGUUUGAGUCCCAGGAUAGCGCUUACUUUCAAAAAUACUUUCGGUACAACUCUGUUAGUGCUGGGGCAGAAAUCUGUGACGAAAAGUGCAAAACUGCUCAAAUUUGUGGCAUCACCAAAGUUGAUUUUAGAGAGUAUGAUGAUUGCCUUAAAUCUACUGAUGCUCCUAACAGGCAGAGCAGUAUUAUUAUUGUGUUUGGACUGUUUCUCAUCAUGUCUUUGUUACUAUAAUAAAGUGAUUGGCUAAUGAUUGCUGUGAUUUGUAAACGGAAGUCAUUUGAGGAUAAAACUGUCGUAAAGUCUCGCUUUUUCCUUCACUACUCAACCGGACAAACGUAAACGAGUUAUAUUAUCCUGGGGCAUUGGCCAGUUGAGCCAUCGUGCCGUUUAUUAUCAUUAAACAUGUAUACAAAUCCCAACUGCGGUUUAGGAAAAGUAAAUGCACCAAAGCUAAACACGAAUACCCCUAAAAACCAGCAGGUAAAUAAAGGGAUUUUGUACCUACAACCAAGGUAACGGUUCCACCCUUAGGGUUUUAGGAUAUCUUAUUUCAAAGUACCUAACACCAUAAUCUCUUUACUAUGUUAACACAAGUGAAUAAGAGGCUACUACUCAGAACGAACGAACGUACGAACUAACACGAGGAAGGCUGGCUGUAGAAUGUCACACCCUCAUAACGGCUGCAAAAUACAAACACCAAUCCCAAAAUUCACUAUACGCUUCAUCCCCAGACCUCUGAUACCUACUUGCAAAAUAGUUGGGUGGAUACAUAUGUACAUAGUAACCAAGCUAGUCUGGCCAAUUAAAGUUGACUAGUUAGACUUGUAUGGUUACGUGCAUUUUGAGCCAUAAAUAAAGCCUGAGCAACAGAGCCACAGAAGCUGCUGUUAAUUUUAUUGAUGCAUAAACUAUUCACUAUUUACUUAGUAAUUACAUUUCACUAUCUAUUUAUAUCUAUCUAGACAUUAUUACAUAUUGCAUAGCAACC